AUGCAUUGCGCAUCGUCAGAAAAUAUUCAAGACCAACUGCAACGCUUUUGGGAAUUUGAAGCCAUCCCAAACAACAAGGUGAUCAAGCCAGAUGAUGAAAGUUGCGAAAACCACUUCGCUAAUACACACACACGAACCCCUGAAGGCCAGUACAUGGUCCGUCUCCCCAUCAAGUGUCAACCUCCAGAGGCUGCAGCUGAAACCAGAAGACUAGCUGCAAGCAGCCUAAUUGGAACAGAGCGUCGAUUUAAGCAAGAUAUCAAGUUAUCCGAAGCCUACUGCGAGUUCAUGGAUAAAUACGAAUCAGACGGUCACAUGAAGAGAGUGCCAGAGGAGGAAUUGAACAACUCAAAGGCUUGGUACAUACCACACCACGCAGUAGUCCAACAAUCAAAUAACUUGGAUUGGAAAUUACGAGUGGUGUUUAACGCAUCAAGGUUAACCUCUCAGAAAAAAUGCCUUAAUGACUUCCUGCAUGCUGGACCUGCUCUACAGAACGACAUUGGCCUCAUACUAUUAAACUGGCGCAGACACAGAGUCGUUUUCACCGCGGACAUAGUAAAAAUGUUCCGCCAGAUCCUCGUUCAUCCGGAAGACCGCGAUCUACAACGAAUUCUUUGGCGAUCAACUCCGGAGAAACCCAUCGAAGAAUAUCGGCUCUGCACCGUCACAUAUGGCACGGCGUGCGCGCCACAUCUCGCCAUCCGCACCUUGCAACAACUUUCGAUCGAUGAAGGAGCUCAAUUUCCACUUGGAGCGGACUGUUUGCUAGAUAACACCUAUGUCGACGAUAUCUUCGACGGCGAUGAUGACGUCCUACACGCUGAGAAGAAACGAGAUCAAGUGAUAGAUCUCUGUGCGAAGGGGAACCUUAAGUUAGAUAAAUGGUCAGUAAACCACCCCGACCUACAUCCUUCAUCUUGCGCACCACCAUCCUCGGAGAUCAUCGACAAAAACACAGUUUUUAAGACUCUGGGGAUACUUUGGGAUUCAAGUGUCGACUACUUUGCUUUCAACAAUCCCCAAAAAACACACAUCUCGGAGGAUGCAACAAAAAGAAUUAUUUCCUCUACCAUUGCCAAGCUGUACGACCCUUUGGGCUGGCUCGCACCUAUCACAGUGGUCGCCAAGAUCAUGCUCCAAGAUAUCUCGAUACUCAGAAUUGACUGGGAUGUUGAACUCCCUACUGAAGUGCAAGAGCGCUGGACGCAAUACUAUCAAUCCCUAGCUGGAUUAUCAGGUAUCCAGAUACCACGCUGGCUGGGAAGCUUUUCGAAUUCGCUGAUCGAACUCCAUGGCUUCUCAGAUGCUUCCACUCGAGCCUACGCCGCAGCGGUCUACGUGCGAGUUCUUAAAUACAAAGAGGACGCUCAAGUUACACUUCUUGCAGCGAAGUCCAAAGUCGCUCCUAUUAAGACUGCAACAAUACCGAAGCUAGAACUCUGUGGAGCUGCUCUCCUAGUAAAGCUCUUAAAAUACGUUAGACGGCUGACCUUUCUAAAUACUGUACCUGUGACGGCUUGGAGUGACAGUCAAGUCACUCUAGCCUGGAUCAAUCAGCAUCCAUCCAAAUGGAAAACCUUCAUUGCGAACCGCGUCUCCUACAUUCAGACUGAACUGCCUUCGGUGAAAUGGAGACACGUGCCUAGCCAAGAAAAUCCGGCUGACCUAGCGACACGAGGUCUUCAACCAGAGACCCUGCAAGAAAAUAAUCUUUGGUGGCAUGGUCCACAAUGGCUGUCCCUAUCACCGGUUAAUUGGCCUUCUCAAUCCCAAGGUCACGAUACCAAUAGCGAGGAAGUGCAAGCGUUCCUUACUGUCGAAGCUGAAGUCAACAAUGAGAUUCUUUCGAGAUUCUCCUCUCUGCAACGACUUAUUAGAGUUGUAGCAUUCUGCCUGAGAGUGUUCCAGAACUUUAGACCAAAAGGCUCUGGAAACUCUUUCAAGGAUACGGCCCUUUCCUCGACCGAGAUAGAAUCUGCCAGAUCGACGGUCUUAGCGAUCGCUCAGAGGAAGACAUUCUCUGAGGAGAUAGAUUCUCUGAAAAACGGGAGAAACAUUCCCAAACAUAGUAAACUCCGCAAUCUCAACCCCUUUUUGGACAAAGCAGGAAUCCUCCGAGUUGGUGGACGUUUGAAACACUCUUCUCUAGUCUUCUCCUCGAAGCAUCCACUGAUUCUCCCAAAAGAUUCACCACUGACCCCCUUGUACGUGAACUUAGCGCACAAGGUCUCGUGUCAUGGAGGGCCAAAGCUAACCCUCAGCAUCCUUCGAAACUUAGUGUGGAUUGUUGGUGCAGCUUCACUAGUGAGAAAACUGGUACGCACGUGCGUGCCCUGCCACCGAAUUAAACCUCGCUUCCCGACGCAGCUCAUAGGUGAUCUGCCACCUGCAAGGAUCGAACCGGCUCGUCCAUUUACAAACUGCGACCUUGACUAUGCCGGACCCUUUCAACUGCGGGCCACCAAAGGCCGUGGAUUCAAAUCCUACAAAGGAUACAUUGUAGUCUUCGUUUGCUUCGCUACGAAGGCGAUCCACUUGGAAGCGGUGAGUGAUAUGACGACUUCAACCUUUCUAGCAGCUUAUCGCAGGUUUACAGGAAGAAGAGGUCUUUGUCGACGACUGUACAGCGACAACGGAACAACAUUUCAAGGGGCUGACAGAGAACUAAGAUCCAUGUUUAAAAGGGGAUCCACAUUCUACAUGGAAGCCGCAGCAGCCUUCGCGAACGACGGAGCGACAUGGAGCUUCAUCCCCCCAAACUCACCUCACUUCGGUGGACUCUGGGAGGCCGGAGUGAAAUCUGCAAAGCACCAUCUGGCUCGACUGAUGAUCUCCCGGACAUUUACGUUUGAAGAGUUUAGCACCCUUCUCACCGAAAUAGAAGCCUGCCUGAACUCAAGGCCUUUAUGUGCCAUGUCAACUGAUCCCGAGGAUCUUAACGCUCUAACCCCUGCACACUUUCUGAUUGGAAGUACAUUGGCAAUGAUCCCUGACGAAGAACCACCGAACGUACCUGACAACCGAUUAAGCCGCUCCGAACUUAUUCAAAAAGAAGAAACAACUUUUGGAGAAAAUGGUCCCAGGAGUACUUACAGUCACUGCAAGUUAGAGGCAAAUGGCAACAAUCUUCAGACAAUCUAA
Leptopilina boulardi is the source of this 3144-nucleotide messenger RNA. RefSeq lists its product as uncharacterized. NCBI's taxonomy places the organism in Eukaryota, Metazoa, Arthropoda, Insecta, Hymenoptera, Figitidae. Gene Ontology annotation, biological process: DNA integration. Gene Ontology annotation, molecular function: nucleic acid binding. The record is from RefSeq and is a predicted model, not a curated record. The transcript has a single exon. Bases 1 to 3144 code for a protein of 1047 amino acids.